This is a messenger RNA of Oncorhynchus nerka (sockeye salmon), 1633 nucleotides long. Its product is annotated as trichohyalin-like. The record is from RefSeq and is a predicted model, not a curated record. The transcript has 3 exons. Lineage: Eukaryota; Metazoa; Chordata; Actinopteri; Salmoniformes; Salmonidae. The coding region runs from base 59 to 1528 and encodes 489 amino acids.
CCGCCGUUAAACCAAAGAAGGAGUAACGCGAGAUAGAACAACAACAGCUGCCAGUUCAAUGUCAAGUUUCAAGCCAUCCAUGUCUGAACCCAAGUCCCCGGGUUCUUACUGUGGUGUUCCAGCACAGAGAAGCUCACAGUGGGGUCCAGAGAUGGUCUUAGUGAAGCUGGAGGACUGCAGUCAUCCACUGGAACUCAAUGUGAUAGUCAAAGAGGAGGAGGAGGAGAGAGGGAUUAAAGAGGAGGAGGAGGAGGAGAGAGCAUUCACAGAGGAGCAGAGAGCAGUCACAGAGGAGGCGGAGCAGAGAGCAUUCACAGAGGAGCAGAGAGCAGUCACAGAGGAGGCGAAGGAGAGAGCUUUCACAGAGGAGCAGAGAACAUUCAAAGAGGAGGCGGAGGAGAGAGCAUUCACAGAGGAGCAGAGAGCAUUCACAGAGGAGCAGAGAGCAUUCACAGAGGAGCAGAGAGCAGUCACAGAGGAGCAGAGAGCAUUCAAAGAGGAGGCGGAGGAGAGAGCAUUCACAGCGGAGCAGAGAGCAUUCACAGAGGAGCAGAGAGCAUUCACAGAGGAGGCGGAGGAGAGAGCAUUCACAGAGGAGCAGAGAGCAUUCACAGAGGAGCAGAGAGCAUUCACAGAGGAGGCGGAGGAGAGAGCAUUCACAGAGGAGGCGGAGGAGAGAGCAUUCACAGAGGAGCAGAGAGCAGUCACAGAGGAGGCGGAGGAGAGAGCAUUCACAGCGGAGCAGAGAGCAUUCACAGAGGAGCAGAGAGCAGUCACAGAGGAGGCGGAGGAGAGAGCAUUCACAGCGGAGCAGAGAGCAUUCACAGAGGAGCAGAGAGCAUUCACAGAGGAGGCGGAGGAGAGAGCAUUCAGUGAGGAGCAGAGAGCAUUCACAGAGGAGCAGAUAGCAUUCACAGAGGAGCAGAGAGCAUUCACAGAGGAGGCGGAGGAGAGAGCAUUCACAGCGGAGCAGAGAGCAUUCAUAGAGGAGGCGGAGGAGAGAGCAUUCACAGAGGAGCAGAGAGCAUUCACAGAGGAGCAGAGAGCAGUCACAGAGGAGGCGGAGGAGAGAGCAUUCACAGAGGAGCAGAGAGCAUUCACAGAGGAGGCAGAGGAGAGAGCAUUCACAGAGGAGCAGAGAGCAUUCACAGAGGAGCAGAGAGCAUUCACAGAGGAGGCGGAGGAGAGAGCAUUCACAGAGGAGCAGAGAGCAUUCACAGAGGAGCAGAGAGCAUUCACAGAGGAGCAGAGAGCAUUCACAGAGGAGGCGGAGGAGAGAGCAUUCACAGAGGAGCAGAGAGCAGUCACAGAGGAGGCGGAGGAGAGAGCAUUCACAGCGGAGCAGAGAGCAUUCACAGAGGAGCAGAGAGCAUUCACAGAGGAGGCGGAGGAAAGAGCAUUCACAGAGGAGCAGAGAGCAUUCACAGAGGAGCAGAGAGCAUUCACAGAGGAGGCGGAGGAGAGAGCAUUCACAGCGGAGCAGAGAGCAUUCACAGAGGAGCAGAGAGCAUUCACAGCGGAGCUGUAACUUUUUCUUUGAAGGGGAGAGAUCUCCAACCCAGGUUCAGACAGUGAGCCCAGUUCCACAGCAUCAACAAACAAUAAACAACACAGACAGAGGAACUCAAGACAG